This is a messenger RNA of Amphiprion ocellaris (clown anemonefish), 2946 nucleotides long. RefSeq names its product minichromosome maintenance complex component 3 (gene mcm3). Gene Ontology annotation, biological process: DNA strand elongation involved in DNA replication; double-strand break repair via break-induced replication; mitotic DNA replication initiation. NCBI's taxonomy places the organism in Eukaryota, Metazoa, Chordata, Actinopteri, Pomacentridae. Gene Ontology annotation, molecular function: ATP binding; single-stranded DNA helicase activity; single-stranded DNA binding. The record is from RefSeq and is a predicted model, not a curated record. The transcript has 17 exons. Gene Ontology annotation, cellular component: nucleus; MCM complex. The coding region runs from base 112 to 2547 and encodes 811 amino acids.
GUGGCGCGAAACUGCUUCAGUGGAGCGGAGGGACGGCAUCGGACAGACGGAGCUGGAAACGGAGCGAAAUUCUUCAUUUUAGCAGCUUUAAAGCAGAAAAAGUGAUCGGAAAUGAUGGCCACUGACAUGGUAGAUGACCAGGAGAUGAGGGACGCUCAGAGGGACUACCUGGACUUCCUGGACGACGAUCAGGACCAGGGCAUCUACCAGAGCAAAGUCCGGGACAUGAUCAGCGAGAAUAAAGCUCGACUCAUCGUCAACAUCAACGACCUGAGGAGGAGGAACGAGGCCCGAGCAGCCAAGCUGAUGAACAACGCCUUUGUGGAGCUGCUGGCGUUCCAGCGAGCGCUGAAGGACCUGGUCGCCUCAGUGGAUGCCACCUAUGCCAAACAGUACGAGGAAUUCUUCAUCGGCCUGGAGGGAAGCUUCGGAUCCAAACACGUCUCCCCCAGAACCCUGACCUCCAGGCUGCUGGGCAGCAUGGUCUGUGUGGAGGGCAUCAUCACCAAGUGUUCUCUGGUGCGUCCUAAAGUGGUGCGCAGCGUCCACUACUGUCCAGCCACCAAGAAGACGAUGGAGAGGAAGUACACGGACAUGACCUCGCUGGACGCCUUCCCCUCCAGCGCCAUUUACCCCACCAAGGACGAGGAGAACAACCCUCUGGAGACGGAGUUCGGCCUGUCCAUCUACAAGGACCACCAGACCAUCACGGUGCAGGAGAUGCCAGAGAAAGCUCCGGCCGGGCAGCUUCCUCGCUCUGUGGACAUCAUCCUGGACAACGACCUGGUGGAUGUCGUCAAACCAGGAGACCGAGUCCAGGUGAUCGGGACGUACCGCUGCCUGCCCGGAAAGAAGGGAGGAUUCACCUCCGGGACCUUCAGGACCAUCAUGAUCGCCUGUAACGUCAAACAGAUGAGCAAAGAUGUUUCUCCGCACUUCUCUGCUGAUGAUGUGGCCAAAAUCAGGAACUUCUCUCAGACUCGCUCCAUAAACGUGUUCGACCAGCUGGCUCGCUCUCUGGCUCCCAGCAUCCACGGACACGAGUACAUCAAGAAGGCCAUCCUGUGCAUGCUGCUGGGAGGAGUGGAGAAGGUCCUGGAGAACGGCUCCAGGAUCAGAGGAGACAUCAACAUCCUGCUCAUCGGAGACCCGUCGGUGGCCAAAUCUCAGCUGCUGCGUUACGUUCUUCACACGGCGCCCAGAGCGAUUCCCACCACCGGCCGAGGCUCGUCCGGCGUCGGUCUGACGGCUGCCGUCACCACGGAUCAGGAGACGGGUGAGCGUCGUCUGGAGGCGGGCGCCAUGGUUCUGGCCGACCGCGGCGUCGUCUGCAUCGACGAGUUCGAUAAGAUGUCGGACAUGGACCGCACGGCCAUCCACGAGGUGAUGGAGCAGGGCCGCGUCACCAUCGCCAAGGCUGGCAUCCACGCCCGACUCAACGCCCGCUGCUCCGUGCUGGCCGCCGCCAACCCCGUCUACGGCCGGUACAACCAGUAUAAAACCCCCAUGGAGAACAUCGGCCUCCAGGACUCUCUGCUGUCGCGUUUCGACCUCCUCUUCAUCAUGCUGGACCAGAUGGACCCCGAGCACGACCGCGAGAUCUCAGACCACGUCCUGAGGAUGCACCGAUACCGCGACCCCCACGAGCAGGAGGGAGCAGCCAUGGCUCUAGGUGGAACCGUAGACGUCCUGGCUACAGAAGACCCAGACGCCAUAGAGGAGGAGCACGAAGAGCUGCAGAUCUAUGAAAAACACAACAACCUGCUGCAUGGAAGCAGGAGGAAGAAGGAUAAGACUGUGAGUAAGGAGUUCAUGAGGAAGUACAUCCACAUCGCCAAAGCUGUGACGCCCGUUCUGACGGAGGAGGCGGCCAAUCACAUCGCAGAGGAGUACUCCAGGCUGAGGAGCCAGGACCAGCUGGGGGCCGACCUGGCCAGGACCUCGCCGGUUACGGCUCGUACUCUGGAGACUCUGAUCCGUCUGUCCACGGCCCACGCUAAGGCCCGCAUGAGCAAAACCGUGGAGCUGCAGGACUCGGAGGUCGCCGUGGAGCUCGUCCAGUUCGCCUACUUCAAAAAGGUUCUGGAGAAGGAGAAGAAACGGUCGAGGCAGGAACGAGACUCUGGAUCAGAGGAGGACGAGGAUGAAGACGUGUCCACCCAGCGCUCACAGAGAACUCAGAGGAAGAGGGGGCGUCGUGGAUCUCAGGGCAGCGAGCCUUACAGUCCGUACGACUUCAGCGAGGAGCAGGAGGUCCCUGAGAUUCAGGCCGGCACCCCGAAACCGACCAAACCGAGGCGAGAUGAGGAGCCGAUGGAGGCCGGAGAUGCCGAUCUGUCUGCAGAGAGACUGAAGGAGUUCAAGUCGUCGCUGUUCUCCGUCUUCCAGUCUGCUCACGCUCAGUCGGUGAAGAUGACGACGCUGAUGGACGACAUCAACAAGCAGCGUCAUGAUCGCUUCACGGAGGCCGAAGUUCGCGGCGCUUUGGCUCGUAUGCAGGACGACAACCAGGUCAUGAUGGCCGACGACAUCAUCUUCCUCAUCUGAGGAGCAUCGGAUCACAUGGACUCAUAAAGAAGCAGCGGAUUCUAUAAAAACACGUUUAUUUUUUAUCCACAUCGUGCCACUUCGCCUAUAAUCUGCAGCCCCACCAGUCUGCAUUUGCAGGUUGUUCUUCUACUGAAACAUCUGCUCUGACUCAUUUCUGCUCUUGCUGUUCUGGUUUAGUUGUGGUAACGUUACUUUAUCGUGUUCUUAUGAGAAGUAUCAGCGGGCUACUACAGUAAAAUGCAUGAAUCUCUCUUAUUAUAGAGAUAUUUGAAUAAUGAGCUGCUGUAAAGUCAUGUUACCUUCUUCUGUUGUCUGGAUUUCUGUAUAUAGUUCACAAGUUGUGAAAUUAACUGUAGCUGUGUGUUAAAAAAUAAAGUGUCAUGUUUGGGUAUAUUA